Molecule: messenger RNA, 219 nt
Organism: Uncinocarpus reesii 1704
Lineage: Eukaryota; Fungi; Ascomycota; Eurotiomycetes; Onygenales; Onygenaceae
Exons: 2
Coding region: 1-219 (72 amino acids)
Source: RefSeq, a predicted model, not a curated record
AUGUCCAAUAUCAAUUCCAACGCUCGAAAGGCAGUCAAUGAAGCUAUCGUCAAUUCUGAUCAAUCUGAUAUUGCAUGUAUGGUUGAUGCCGCACGAUCCUCUGUCCGAAAGCGCGAGCUUGCUAGAGCCGAACGAGAAAAGCGUGAAGCUGAAGAAAAACGGUUACGAGAGGAAGCAGACGCUGCUGUACUAGAAAAAGAAGCACUGAAACUCUGUUAA